GUUGUUUGGGACUCUGUGUCGGCCGGGUGGUAAUGCGCAAAGCGGGGCUUGCGCUGCGCGAGCGGAGGAGACAGAGUCGCGUGGGGAAGGCACCCGGGGCCGCGGCGCAGGCAUCGGCUGCGUUUUAGUCGCUGAGCGGUCGGCCGGCCUGUUGCCAGCGAAGGCGCUCGCGGGGGUUGUGCGGAGGUGUGCGCGCCCUGCCGGUGUGCGCGCCCUGCCGGUGGCGGCUGUGUCUCUUGGGAGAUGCUGUGACGGACCCGCGCGGGAGGAGCUCGCGCCUAGGCUCGCGCCCCCCUGGACUCGGCGGCCGCGGCGGCUCGGUCACCCGCCCUUCUCAGUGGAAGUAUGCGAGACCUAACAGCACAAGUGACCGUAACAGCACAAUUCCCAGAAGUGACUAUCCAAGCCCUUGGAGAAGAUGAAAUAACAUUAGAAUCUGUGCUUCGUGGAAAGUUUGCUGCAGGGAAAAAUGGACUUGCUUGCUUGGCUUGUGGUCCGCAACUUGAGGUAGUAAACUCUCUAACAGGAGAGCGGUUGUCUGCAUAUAGAUUCAGUGGAGUGAAUGAACAGCCUCCUAUAGUCCUAGCUGUGAAAGAAUUCUCUUGGCAGAAGAGAACUGGAUUGUUAAUUGGAUUGGAAGAAGCAGAAGGGAGUGUUCUCUGUCUUUAUGACCUUGGUUUAUCAAGAGUGGUUAAAGCAGUUGUUCUUCCUGGAAGGGUAACAGCUAUUGAACCUAUAAUUAAUCAUGGAGGAGCCAGUGCAAGUACUCAGCAUUUACACCCAAGUCUGAGAUGGCUUUUUGGUGUGGCAGCUGUGGUAACUGAUGUUGGACAGAUCCUUCUUAUUGACCUGUGUUUGGAUGAGUUGUCAGGCAAUCAGAAUGAAGUAGAGGCAUCAGACCUUGAAGUUAUAACUGGUAUCCCAGCUGAAGUACCACACAUCAGAGAAAAUGUGAUGCGAGAGGGACGCCAUCUGUGUUUUCAAUUAGUAAGCCCAUCAGGAACAGCCGUUUCAACCCUUAGUUACAUAAACCGGACAAAUCAGCUUGCUGUUGGUUUUUCUGAUGGGUAUCUAGCACUUUGGAAUAUGAAAAGCAUGAAAAGAGAAUACUACACACAGUUGGAAGGUGGAAGAGUUCCUGUAUAUGCUGUCACUUUUCAAGAACCUGAGAAUGAUCCUCGUAAUUGCUGUUACUUGUGGGCUGUUCAGUCUACACAAGAUAGUGAAGGGGAUGUUUUGAGUUUGCAUCUGCUUCAGCUGGCCUUUGGUGACAGAAAGUGUUUGGCAUCAGGACAAAUUUUAUAUGAGGGGUUAGAGUACUGUGAAGAAAGAUAUACACUGGACCUCACAGGUGGCAUGUUUCCUUUGAGGGGCCAGACUGGUAAUACCAAACUUUUGGGAUGUCAAACUGUAGAGAAAUUUCGAUCUCAUGGUGACAGGGAGGAAGGCAUGAAUGAAGCUCUGUCUCCUGACACCAGUGUUUCAGUCUUUACCUGGCAGGUGAAUAUAUAUGGACAGGGAAAGCCUUCUAUAUAUUUGGGGCUUUUCGACAUAAAUCGUUGGUAUCAUGCACAAAUGCCAGAUUCGUUAAGAUCAGGAGAAUAUCUACAUAAUUGCUCUUAUUUUGCAUUGUGGUCACUGGAUUCUGUUGUAAGUAGGACUUCUUCACAUUACAUCUUGGAUAUAUUAGUACAUGAGAGAAGUUUAAGUCGAGGAGUUCCUCCUUCAUAUCCACCUCCUGAGCAGUUUUUUAACCCAAGUACUUACAACUUUGAUGCCACUUGUUUGUUAAACUCAGGAGUUGUUCAUAUAACUUGUAGUGGUUUUCAGAAGGAGACUUUGACUUUUUUAAAGAAAUCAGGACCAUCUCUCAAUGAAGUCAUUCCUGAUAGUUACAAUCGAUGUCUUGUGGCUGGCCUUCUCUCACCAAGACUUAUUGACAUUCAACCUUCCAGUUUAAGUCAGGAAGAACAGUUAGAAGCUAUAUUGUCAGCAGCAAUCCAGACAAGUUCUCUGGGACUUUUGACUGGAUGUAUCAAAAGGUGGAUAACAGAAGAACAACCAAAUUCUGCUGCUAAUUUGCGCUUUGUUCUUGAAUGGACAUGGAAUAAAGCGGUUCUCACAAAAGAGGAAUUUGACAGACUAUGUGCGCCAUUAUUUGAUGGUUCGUGUCGUUUCAUCGAUCCACAAACUGUACAGUCUCUCCAGCAGUGCCAUUUACUUCUUAGCAACCUUAAUAUAGUCUUAAGCUGUUUUGCAGCUGAGGCCCAAGAGAUCACCGAGAGAGGUCUUAUGGAUUUAAGCAAUAAGUAUAUGGUUACCCAGCUCAUCUGUCAAUAUGCACAAGUGGUUCUUUGGUUCUCUCAUUCUGGGCUUUUACCAGAGGGCUUAGAUGAUGCUGUGCAGUUGUCAAGGCUAUGCUACAACUACCCUGUAAUUCAGAACUACUACACCAGUCGUCGACAGAAGUGUGAGCGUUCAUCAAGAGGGAAGUGGAACCCUGAUUGCUUGAUGAUUGAUGGAAUGGUUUCUCAGUUAGGAGAUCGAGUAGAGAAGUUGUGGAAACGGGAUGAAGGAGGCACAGGAAAAUAUCCUCCUACUAGUCUACAUGCAUUACUUGACAUAUACCUACUGGACAACGUUACCGAAGCAAGCAAGCAUUCUGUUACUAUUUAUUUGCUACUUGAUAUUAUGUAUUCCUUUCCAAACAAAAUGGAUACUUCCAUUGAAUCAUUUCCAACUGCCUUUGCCAUUUCUUGGGGCCAGGUUAAACUUAUUCAAGGGUUUUGGCUGAUAGAUCAUAAUGACUAUGAGAGUGGUUUGGAUCUUCUGUUUCACCCAGCUACUGUAAAACCUGUGUCAUGGCAACAUUCAAAGAUUAUUGAAGCCUUCAUGAGUCAGGGUGAGCACAGACAAGCCCUCAGGUAUAUUCAAACAAUGAAGCCAACAGUGUCCAGUGGUAGUGAUGUUAUCCUUCACCUCACCGUUUUGCUGUUUAAUAGGUGCAUGGUUGAAGCGUGGAGUUUACUGCGACAGCAUUCUAAUAGGUUGGAUAUAGAGGAGUUGCUCAAGCACACAUAUGAAGUCUGUCAGGAAGUGGGCUUAAUGGAGGAUUUACUGAAGCUGCCAUUCACAGACACUGAACAGGAGUGUUUGGUGAGAUUUUUACAGUCCAGUGCCAGUGUUCAGAAUCAUGAAUUCCUUUUAGUUCACCAUUUGCAGCGUGCCAAUUAUAUUCCUGCCUUGAAGCUGAACCAAACUCUGAAGAUAAAUCUUAUGAAUGAUCGUGAUCCUCGUUUGCGAGAGAGAUCAAUGGCUCGAAAUUCUAUAUUAGACCAAUAUGGGAAAAUUCUUCCUAGAGUCCAGCGAAAAUUAGCCACUGAGCGAGCUAAGCCUUACCAUCUGUCAGCAUCAUCAGUUCUUCGAGAAGUUUCUAGGCCAAAACCAUUAUCAGCAGUUCCAAAGCAAGCUGUAACAGGGACUGUGUUAACAAGAUCUACUUUCAUCAGUAAUGUGUUAUCUAAAAUUGGAGAGGUCUGGGCAAGUAAUGAACCUAAAAAUAGCAUCUCUGUCUACAAUAGUCCUAAAAUAGAGGAACCAUCUCCUAUAGUAUAUUCCCUCCCAGAUCCAGAGCUGCCUGAGGCAUUUGUUGGAACACCAAUUUCAAAAGCAUCACAAAAAAUUUCUAGGCUGCUGGAUUUGGUUGUUCAUCCUGUCCCCCAGCCUGCUCAGUGUUUGGGAUUUAUUCAGCAAAGCCCCACAAGAUCUCCUUUGUCCCUGGCAUCCACCUCAUUGCCAGUAAAUUCACAAUCAAACGGAUCACGUCACAAUGCUUCCAGGGCUUCAGAAUUACAUUUACUUGAAACUCCUCUUGUAGUUAAGAAAGCUAAGACUUUGGCUAUGUCAGUUACUUCCCCUGGAUUUGCCGAGUUCACUCCUCAAUCCAUCCUAAGGUCUGGUCUUCGAACAACACCUUUAGCGUCUCCCUCUUUGUCACCUGGAAGGUCUCUUACUCCUCCUUUACGACUUAAAGAAACUAGAAUUUCAUUCAUGGAAGAAGGCAUAACCACAAAAUGGACUGCUGGAGCUGCAGAUGACGGCAAAACAAAAGCAUUUAUUACUGCACCUUUCCAUAAAUGUGCAGUUCCAGCAGAAACUGAAUGGCUGAAGAAUAAAGAUAAGGCAACAUCUUUUCCCCUGAAUAGCCCUGAAAAGGACCAUCAAGAAAUGAAUGUGAGGUCACAGGAUACAACUUCACAAAGUUUGGAGAAACUGGAUGUGAGCAUAGAAAAUAGCAAUACUUCAACCAGAUCAGACCAGACUACCUUGGAGUAUCAGGAUGCUCCAUCACCAGAAGACUUUGAAGGUAUUUUCAUGGCCUCUAAGCCAGUGACACGCUCUUCCACUGAACAAAUUACUAAUUUAACUGAACAGACUGAGAACAGUGAUAAAGAUACAUUUGAAUCGGAAGUAACUCCUCCAGACCUGGAGAAACAAAUGGGCACUUUAGAAGAUGCAGAAACAAAGGAUCUCUUAGUUGCACAGGGGGCACUUUCAGAAUUAAAUACCUUAAGCCCCAUUCAAGGAGUUGAAGCUUCUUUUUGUGUACCAUCAGUCUGUGAAGGGAAAAUCCUCACCCCGAAGUCCAAGGUACCUGUUUUAGACGAAGGACUAGUAUCUGUUGAAACCUGUACCUCUACAAUUAGAGCAGGUAACAAUAAAUCUAUGGCUGAUGUUCUUGGUGAUAGUGGAAGCUCUGGGCUUGUUAUCUCUGAAGGCCCUAUUAUCUCUGAACGUAGGCUUGACCAGGAAACAGCACUGAACUUAAAAGAAGAUCAUGAAAUAGAAGUUGAUGUACUAAAAGCAAGUGUUGACUUACCAGAAGAAAAGCCUCCAGUUUCUGAUGAUUCUCCUGAUACCCAAGAAAUUCAUGUAAUUGAACAUGAAAAGCUUGAAGUUCAAGAUUCAGGACAAGAGGCUAGGAGUCUUUCAUUUAAUGAGUUGUAUCCCUCAGGAACUCUUAAGCUUCGAUACAAUUUUGAUACCAUUGAGCAACAGUUUUGUGACUUACCUGAUAACAAAGACUCUGCUGAGUGUGACAUUGCUGAAGUAGAUGGGGAACUUUUUGUGCCACAGAGCAACUUUACCUUGAUUUUGGAAGGUGAAGAAGGAGAAGUAGAGACAGGUGAUUCUGCAGCAUCUAAUGUGCUAGCUAAAGCAGCUAAUGCAGCCACUGAGGAAAAACAUGUAUACAGUGGGGAAAAUGAUAAUCACGGACAUGUUGCAAAUUUGCCAUCUGUCAUAACUAGUGAUCAGGAGUCCCAAAGGGUAGAGACAUUACCAUAUGUGCCUGAACCAAUUAAAGUAGCAAUCGCAGAAAAUUUAUUAGAUGUAAUUAAAGACACAAGAAGUAAAGAAAUUACUUCAGAUACAAUGGAACAGUCCAUUCAAGAAAACAUACCUUUAAUAAGCCAAAAGGUAAUGUGUUCCACCAAGUUAGCCAAAUCUACAUUUAAGACUGUUCAGGAAACAAGUACGGUGACUAUAAAUGUCAGCGAGGUUAAUGACAUGAUUUCCUCCAGAACUCGCAACAGAGGACGUGUCCAAAACCUGAAUGUCAAAUCGGCACAACAGGAAGAGUCAGCAGAUGUUGCUACUCCUGAGAUGCUGGGACUUUCAGUUACGAAGAAAACUAGGAAAACAAAAGACAUUUCGGGGGCUUUUGAAAGUGCCUGUUCUGAUGAUAAAGGAAUAUCUCAUAACCAGCAAAUACCUCAAAAUUCUGUUACUCCUAGGAGAGGAAGGAGAAAAAAAGAAAUUAAUCAAGACAUUUUAGAAAAUAGUAAUUCUGUGGAACAAGAAUUACAGGUUACUCCAGGUAGGGAAUUAAGAAGGUUAAAAUCAUCUCAGCUGUUGGAACCAGCAACUGAAGAAACUUCUUUUAGAAAAGAAGUUAAGCUUUCAUCUGUUACAAAAAGGACUCCUAAACGAAUUAAAAAAUCUGUGGAAAAUCAGGAAAGUGUUGAAGUUAUAAAUGAUCUGAAAAUCAGUAAAGUAGCAAGUCCUAGCAGAAGUACCAGGAAAUUGAGAAGUGCUAAUUUGGAAACUUCUAAAAAUACAGGAUAUAAACAAGAUGGGGAGUCCAUUGAAGAGCAACUGCCUAUUCAACAUAGUAAAAGGGUUAAAAAGAAAGAAGUUAGUGCAUCAGAUGUAAUAGAAGAUUCCAAACUUGGUUCAUCCCAGUUGACUCUUCAAGCAGAAUUUGAUACUCCUGCUACACCUAGGAAACGUGGUAGACCAAGAAAAAUUAAUCCAUCUGAAGAUGUAGAAUCUAAGGCUGUUAAGGAAGCAAGAAGUCUCAAGAAGAGAGAAGGUCUCAGCAUCCAAAGGAGAUCUACAAGAAACACCCCAGCUAAAAGUGAAAAUACUGAUGUUGGAAAACCAGCUUUAGAAAAAUCAGUUUUAGUGCCAAAUGAGGAACUUGUUACAGCGAUGAGCUCUAAGAAGAAGCUUACAAAAAGGACUGAAAACCAAAGCCAAAAACGUUUAUUACGCUCAAUAUCAGAAAAAUGCAUAGAUGAAGAAAUGACAGACAAAGAACCGAAUGACCAAGAAGAAAAAUUGCUUGCCACAGUUGCUUUGACUAAAUCUUCCCGUAGCACAAGGACUAGAUCUAGCAAGGCCAUCUUGUUGCCGGACCUUUCUGAACCAAAAAAUGAGUCUUUUUUAUUUUCUCCUCCUGUGUCAAAGGUUCCAAGGAAAGAGAAAGCUAAAAAAAUAGAGGCUCCUGUGCAGCUGCAAGAAUUAGUUUCGGAUUUAUCUUCUCAAUUUGUCUUCUCACCUCCUACUUUAAGGACCAGGCGGAAAAACACAUCUAAUACAUCCAAACUUGUAGAUGAACUGGAAGAUGAUGCUCAAUCAGUUGAAACUGUGGGAAAGCAACAAGUGAAAAGAACCAGGACUGCAAAAACAAAACAAUCAAGCAAAAACACAGAAAAAGAAAGUUGGUCACCUCCUCCAGUAGAAAUUAAGCUGAUUUCCCCCUUGGCAAGCCCAAUUGAUGGAGUAAAGAGCAAACCAAGAAAGACUGUAGAAGUAACAGGAAAAAGUCUUGGAAGGAGCAGGAAGAAAUUGUCUUCUUUUCCAAAGCAAGUUGUACGCAGAAAAAUGCUGUAAUUUUUUUCCAGUUUUUAAUGUACACCUAUUUGUAAAGUCAUCAGAAUUGUGUGGAUUAUUAAAAAUCAUCUAAUUUGGAAGAAAAUAAUUUAUAUAAAUUAUUGUAAAUUUUUGUAAACAGAAUGUCUUCAACAAGUAAAGUAACUCCAUAUGGAGUGUGAUUCUUUUAGUCCAGGCAGUUUUUUCUAUUUUAUAUUAAGACUUCAUACAUUUAUAUAAUAUGUAAAUAUGGCUUAUUAUUGGAAUGUUAAAUAAAGUGUAUACUUCACAGUAGUCUGUGUGUCUGUUAGAUUUUUGAGAGGGGAUUUCUGUUUU
Eubalaena glacialis (North Atlantic right whale) is the source of this 7491-nucleotide messenger RNA. RefSeq names its product AT-hook containing transcription factor 1 (gene AHCTF1). The record is from RefSeq and is a predicted model, not a curated record. The coding region runs from base 346 to 7176 and encodes 2276 amino acids. The transcript is spliced from 36 exons. NCBI's taxonomy places the organism in Eukaryota, Metazoa, Chordata, Mammalia, Artiodactyla, Balaenidae.